Messenger RNA from Trematosphaeria pertusa, 2657 nucleotides. RefSeq names its product Sec34-domain-containing protein. Gene Ontology annotation, cellular component: COG complex; cis-Golgi network; membrane. Lineage: Eukaryota; Fungi; Ascomycota; Dothideomycetes; Pleosporales; Trematosphaeriaceae. The record is from RefSeq and is a predicted model, not a curated record. Gene Ontology annotation, biological process: cytoplasm to vacuole targeting by the Cvt pathway; autophagy; intra-Golgi vesicle-mediated transport. The transcript is spliced from 4 exons. Bases 1 to 2487 code for a protein of 828 amino acids.
AUGGAAGGCAUCGUCGAAACCAUAGAGGAAGCGCCCGAGAAGGACAAUGGCCCGCCGCCGGCCACCGUGGCCCGACGAGCCAAGUCGUACAGCGAUUUCUACACCGUCGUCCGGGCGCACUUGAAGAAGGAGAAGGGGCUGGAGCGGAAGAAGUCGCGAGAUAACAUCAGCAAUGAGUUGGAAUUCGCGGAGUGGUAUAGUGGCGUCAAUGACGAGCUGCUGGAGGCCAGCCAUGAGGAGUACAAGCUCUAUCAGGACCAGCUGCAUCUGAUGCGGAACCAUCUCGACACGAUAAUAGCGGACACUACUUCGGCCCUCGAUACUCUCUCGUCCCUCACCGAAUCGUUUAAAGCCGUCGAAUCGCAGACAACCGCGUUCCAGACACAAUGCGAAGGCCUGAUAGACGACCAGACGCGCAUCACAAAGCUAGCAGAUGAUAUGGAACAGAACCUGCGUUACUAUCUCUACCUGGAGCCCAUCACCAAGAGACUCAACGCGCCUGGUGCGGGGAACAUCGUGCGGGGAAAGGAGUUCACAGAGAUGCUGGCGAAUCUGGACAGUUGUCUGGAAUACAUGCAGGCACACCCGAAGCAUCGAGAGUCCGCUACGUACCGCUCACGAUACCGUCUCCUGCUUACGCGUGCUCUCACCCUCAUCCGAGUCCACUUUACGAACGCCCUUCGCGAAAUUGCCGCGGAUGUGGCGAAGCGGAUAGCAGAUCGUCAACUAAACGAUACCACUAUGUCUGCUUUGCUGUACGCAAAGUUUCGCGUAGGGGCACCGGAGCUGAAGCGGAUAGGGCUCGAAAUACAAAAGCGCGUCGUAUUACCUGCAGGAGCGGAACCUGGAGCCGAGGCAGAGUAUCAGAGCUUGAUGAACGAGCUCUACCAGAGCUAUUCAGCCACCCGCGGGCGGCUGAUCCUUCCCAUCGUCACAAAGAAGAUUGGAGAGAUUGCUCAAGCGCCGAGUACGUCGAAAGACCUGGUCUCUUUUGCUCGGAGCAGUAUAAGCUACAUACGCGGCAUCUGUUUCGAUGAAUACGACCUUUGGGGUGAAUGGUUUGAAGGUGAUGGUGGCGUAUACGACUUCCUCGAAUCUAUGUGCGAGCCUCUAUACGAUCAUUUACGCCCUCGGACCAUCCACGAGACCCAGAUUCUCAAGCUUUGUGAACUUUGUACCCUCAUUCAGACACGCUACAUGGAAGAAGAGGAGGAGGAGGAGGAGGAGGAAGAAGUCGCAGUUGUUGAAACAAGCAAGCUAGAAUUUACGGCCCUAGUGCAUCCAGCACUCCAAGACACUCAGAACCGCCUAGUGUUUCUUUCGCUCAACGUUCUCCGUGACGAGAUUGAGAGAUAUAAGCCGAAGCCAGAAGAUCUAGAUUAUCCCGCCAAGAACAAGAAGCAAGCCGUGUCGGGUGCUAAGUCGAACCAGCCGGUACUCUCUGGAAGGAAGGCUCCGAAGUCAGAGGCCCCCCCGACGCCUCAGAUGCCGAAGACGCCUAUGGUAGUCGAGGAGGAUGAUCCCGAUGCACGAUGGAGCUUCAACACGGAGACUGCAUUCAAGGACUGGUACCCGACGUUGAGGAAAGCAAUCUGGUUACUUAGUAAGAUAUACCGGCUAGUUCACUCCUCCGUCUUCGACGAUCUAGCACACCGCAUCGUCCAUGGCACCACCCUCUCCUUGGCCCACGCGAGCACCCUGCUCUCUAAAUCAGCCUCCCCGACCGACGCCGCGCUCUUCCUCAUCGCACACUUGCUUCUCCUAAAACAACAAAUCGUGGCCUUCGAUAUUGAAUUCGUGACGCCCGAGACAGACCUGCAGUACGAUCUCUCUAGUAUUACCAACACUUUCUGGGAGCUUCGGGCCCGCGGUGGACUCUUCAACCCAAGAAGUCUUGUAGGCCUGCUGAUUCCGAAAGUGGUGGAGAAUAUGCUGGACGCCAAAGCCGAAGUCGACACCCGGCUCAGACAAGCGAUCCAAGAUUUUACUGCCCAAUUUGUAGGACGCAUGACAGCACCUAUCAAAACCAAAGACGGGAAAAUUCUGCCCAAAAUCUCCCCUGGCGAAGCAGCCCCCCGCAUCACCAAAGUGCGCUCCAACAUCGAACACGAGACACCCUUCCUACGUGCCAAACUAGAAGAAUACAUCACUGACUACCGCACGCGGGAGAUGCUCGUCGCCGCCGUCAUGGAGUCCGUGACCCAGACGUACGAAGACUGGUUCGACACUGCCUACACGCCUUCACUCAACGGUACGGGCAGGAGUAGCAAGGGUAAGGGCAGGGAGGAUGGGGUGUGGGAUCCCGAUGUCUUUGGUGAGUGGUGUGCAGGGUUAUUUAAGGUGGGCACGCUGGGGCUGGGAAUUAUGACUGACGGGCCUGAGGAUAUGGAUAAUGGCGCGGAUGAUAGUGAUGGGAGCAUGGGGGCUAUGAGUGGGAGGUCGAGUACGGAGAGGACAGGGACGACAGGCAUUAGGAUUAAGAUGUAAUAACUGAGCAUAGCGGCGGCGGCUCACGCCUAAAAGCCGUCUAUCAGCGCAGGUGUAUCAGUGCGGCCAGGGUAGGGGAAGUUAGAUGAAAGAAGAUCAUGCCUAGGCGCGGGAAUGAAGAGUGGAUGGCCACAUUUGGGCCGUAUUCAAGCCCACUGAAUGCGCAGUCU